Molecule: messenger RNA, 1548 nt
Organism: Rasamsonia emersonii CBS 393.64
Lineage: Eukaryota; Fungi; Ascomycota; Eurotiomycetes; Eurotiales; Trichocomaceae
Exons: 2
Coding region: 1-1548 (515 amino acids)
Biological process (GO): cell division
Cellular component (GO): plasma membrane
Source: RefSeq, a predicted model, not a curated record
AUGUCGUCGACGCUGCAUGACCCCAGAAUUCUCUACAGCGUCAACAACAUCCGUGCCUUUCAUCUGCAGAAUGGCGAGGAAACCGAGCUUACCCCGUCUGGUCCACAGACCCUUUCCCUCUUGAUGGUACCGACGACGUCUCCAUACCAAGACUCGUCGCAAGCCGGGACUGGCGCGCAAGAGGAGGACUUUUACCUCCAUCUGCAUCUGCCUCCAGAAUUGGAUAUGCCUCUGCCGGCAACCACCCAGAUCUACCAUCAACCCCCAGACAGCUACCUCAUUCCACGUUGGGACCUUGGCCCGGAUGCCGGAGCAUUCAUCAGACUAAAAUUUCCUGGAAUUGGCUCUGGGCCAGACAAGGUGACUCAGGAGGAUGUCGACACAUUUGAGACAAUUCUCGCACAAUGCACGGCCUUCCUCGAGCGCGCUGCUCCCCCAAAAAAUCAUGCGCCGUACAACCCAGCAGACUACGCGCCUGGCGAGGGUUACAUUUCAUCUACAGAUGACAAAUCCACAAAACGUCAGGGUCAGAUAGUACUUGUAGAUGAGGAGGAUGGGAGCGUGAUCGGAGAACUAUCGGAGGGUUACCAAGUGGUGGAGAAACCUGGAGUAAAGCCAGGGUCCAAAAACCCAGUCGAGAUUCAGCUUCCCACUGAGGGCGAAGGAAAUCGGAUCAGCGUCAGCAAUGUGUCUGAGGAGUAUCUGCGGAUGGCUCGACACCCUGCAUACAAGAACUCGACCCUUGUUCAGGCAUCUGCUAUGGCGUCGCGUCUAAUUGUGACGGGAUCAACGUACUUAGCUAAUGCUCUGACCAGCGGGGCGGAAAGUUUCACUCAAAAGACGAAACCUAACCCGAAGCCGAUGACGUUCACGCCCACGGCACAAGCGCGCAUUCGGAAGAUUAACAAGCUCUCCCAGACUGCGGCGGGGCUGUCUGCAAAGACAGCUGGCCAAGCAGGCCGAAUCGCAGAGAGCAUAGGUGCAUCUUUGGCGCGGCGCAAAGAAAACGGGCAACAAAGGGCAUAUAACAAAGACGGAAGUCCAGCUGAUUACAAGCCCGGAGUAUUGAAUAAGUCACUGAUCGCGUUUUCUACGCUGGUCGAUGGCAUCGAGCAGGGUGCGCGCACCGUUCUCAACUCUGGUGCCUCUGCUGCCAGCACGAUAAUCAGUCAUCGCUAUGGCGCGGAGGCUGGGGCUGUUGCCUCUGAUAUUGCCGGCGGGAUCAAGAAUGUCGGCCUGGUUUAUAUCGAUGCCUCGGGAGUCAGCCGGAAAGCGAUCCUCAAGUCUGUAGCCAAGGGGAUGGUGGUUGGACGCAUGCGCGAUGGCAAACAGGUGGUCGUUGGUGGCGGUGACGGCGGUCAGGUCACGCCUGCCACAGGCGCAGGAGAAAAGCAGCAGUAUUAUGGAUUCUACGGUGGUAAUAAUUCCGCGGGACCAUCUCGGGACCCGGGCCAGCGCCGACCUUCACCGAGCCCGACUCCUCCUCCGCCGUACGGAGCUUCUGGGACUUAUUCUUUGGGAGGGACGCCUGCAUCUGGGAAGCACUAG